Messenger RNA from Mirounga angustirostris (Northern elephant seal), 3072 nucleotides. RefSeq names its product zinc finger protein 436-like. The record is from RefSeq and is a predicted model, not a curated record. Lineage: Eukaryota; Metazoa; Chordata; Mammalia; Carnivora; Phocidae. The coding region runs from base 298 to 1710 and encodes 470 amino acids. The transcript has a single exon. Gene Ontology annotation, biological process: regulation of transcription by RNA polymerase II. Gene Ontology annotation, molecular function: RNA polymerase II cis-regulatory region sequence-specific DNA binding; DNA-binding transcription factor activity, RNA polymerase II-specific.
UUCCUUCUGUUGAAUUUAGUAGUGCUUGUGAUUUCUUUUGUAUUUCAGCAUUGAAAAUUAAUCUAAACUCUUAUAAUCUCUAGCUCUGAUUUGGCUUUUACACUAAUCACAUUUUAAAGGCAAACUAGCCCUAUUUUUUAGUUAAAAUACUUUUUAAUUUUAUUUCACUGGAUUUAAAUUGUAAAAGAAAUCAAAUUCCUCCAAUUUGGUUUAAACUGGUUAUUAAGCCUCCUUUAGCGCUGUCUGCUAGCUGCUUUUCCUGCUCUAUCUUCUGGGAGGUGAAUCCUUGAGUCCGUGAUGGCAGCCACCCUGCUCAUGGCUGGGUCCCAGGCACCUGUGACAUUUGAAGAUAUGGCCAUGUACCUCACUCGGGAAGAAUGGAGACCUCUGGACCCUACACAAAGGGACCUUUACAGGGAUGUUAUGCAGGAGAAUUACGGAAACGCUGUCUCAUUAGAUUUUGAGAUUAGGAGUGAGAACGAGGUGAAUCCAAAGCAAGAGAUUAGUGAAGAUGUAGAAUUUGGGACUGCCUCUGAAAGACCUGUUGAGAAUACUGAGGAAAAUCCUGAAAAUGAAGAGGACUUUGAAAGCGGGGAUAGACCAGAAAGACAGUGGGGAGAUUUAACAGCAGAAGAAUGGGUAAGCUAUCCUCUUCAACAAGUCACUGAUCUGCUUGUUCACAAGGAAGUCCACACAGGCAUCCGAUACCAUAUAUGCUCUCAUUGUGGAAAGGCCUUCAGUCAGAUCUCAGACCUUAAUCGACAUCAGAAAACCCACACUGGAGACAGACCCUAUAAGUGUUAUGAAUGUGGAAAGGGCUUCAGUCGAAGCUCACACCUUAUUCAGCAUCAAAGAACACACACUGGGGAAAGGCCCUAUGAUUGUAAUGAGUGCGGGAAAAGUUUUGGAAGAAGCUCUCACCUCAUUCAGCACCAGACAAUCCACACUGGAGAAAAGCCCCACAAAUGUAACGAGUGUGGGAAAAGUUUCUGCCUGCUGUCUCACCUAAUCCAGCACCAAAGGACACACAGUGGAGAAAAGCCCUAUGAGUGUGAGGAGUGUGGGAAAAGCUUCAGCCGGAGCUCUCACCUAGCUCAGCACCAGAGGACCCACACAGGUGAGAAGCCUUAUGAGUGUAAUGAAUGUGGACGAGGCUUCAGUGAGAGAUCUGAUCUCAUCAAACACUAUCGAGUCCAUACGGGGGAGAGGCCCUACAAGUGUGAUGAGUGUGGGAAGAAUUUCAGUCAGAAUUCUGACCUAGUGCGCCAUCGCAGAGCCCACACAGGAGAAAAGCCGUACCACUGUUAUGAAUGUGGGGAGAAUUUCAGCCGCAUCUCGCAUUUGGUUCAGCACCAGAGAACCCACACCGGGGAAAAGCCAUACGAAUGUAAUGCUUGUGGGAAAAGCUUCAGCCGGAGCUCUCAUCUCAUCACACACCAGAAAAUUCACACUGGAGAGAAGCCCUAUGAGUGCAACGAGUGUUGGCGAAGCUUUGGUGAAAGGUCAGAUCUAAUUAAACACCAGAGAACCCACACAGGAGAGAAGCCCUAUGAGUGUGUACAGUGUGGAAAAGCUUUCACUCAGAGCUCCAACCUCAUCACACAUCAAAGAGUUCAUACGGGAGAGAAGCCUUAUGAAUGUACCGAAUGUGAGAAGAGUUUCAGCCGGAGCUCAGCUCUUAUUAAACAUAAGAGAGUUCACACUGACUAAGUCCUGUAAUUACAAGAAAUGAUUCAUUUGAAGGUACAAUUUUAUUUGAUAUCAAAGAGCACUCUGAAGACUGAGCUUCUUUUACCAUACUGAAUUUCUUUGUGGGCCAUGGUUUAAAACAUCAAAGAAGAUAAGCCAUUUGCAGUUCUGACCCACAACUCUGGGAAUGUUAUCCCCUCCUCGAAAGUAGUGAUUUUUAUUCAUUUGAUAUUAAUGAAGUACUUCAUCAAAAUCAGCCCCACAAAUAACUGGGAAUCAGAAGACCAGGGGAUAAAUGCUGGUAAAUACUCAGGCCUGGAAAUGGAGUAAAUCUUUAAAACUUAUUUCUCUCAUCCUUGGCCCAAAGAACUAUGCUAGGGGAAAUGUUGGACUGUAAUAGGGUGGUCACAGCUGCUUCGGAAAAAGACAACCAGAGACUGCCUGAAUUGCCACACCUAUUCACUCUCCAUAGUAGUUGGGCACACACAUCUUCCCCUUCAAAAGGCUUUUUCCUUGAGCUGCUCAUGCAUUUAUAUCUUUCCAUCUUUCUGAGAGCAGGAUUCUGCACAAUGAAGGCAAUGAUCAAAACUUUUUUUCCUCAUUGUUUCUAAUUUAACUUUAUUAAAGCUUGCAUCUUUGCAAAAGCUAACUGAAGAUACAGAUUGAAGGGAAAAAUGAGACACAGGUUUGGGGACCAAGGACUUAUCAGUGGUAGUGACUUUAGCAAGAGAUGCCCACUGUUGUUACUGCCAUUAAUCAAAAUGUAUUCAUUUUCUUUGGGGAUCAUUGUAGGGAAAAUAUCUUCAAGGAAAGCUAGGACCAUACUGAUGGUGGAGUGUAAGAAGCAAGUGGGAUUGACCACUUCAGGGAAGGAAACACAGAAUUCCUCUGCAAGAAACACCACCGGUCCUUUCUGUGUUCUUCCCCCUCUACCCUUUAAGAUCAAUUCUCUGUAUACUGCUAAAUGUAGAAUUUGAUAAGGGCCACAUCCCAGUGUUUAUCUUGGCUUGCAUAAGGGCAUGUGUAAUGUACAGUAAAACGUGUAUUCCUGUAAUUUUUCAGUAGCAGAAACUGAAUUCACACAGAAUUAGCAUGUUCUUGGGUGAUGUUGAUCAUGUGACAGAACUACAGACAACUCCAAUGUGAGAAAUGUCCUUUUGUUUUCAUUUUUUUCUAAGGAAAAUAUUUAAACCCUAGUGCUCUAGUGUGCACUCUCCUGUAAGAUCUUUGUACAGAACUAAGCACUUGUUUAUGUGUAUCAGUCAAUUAUGGGAGAUAAUGACUGGACAGAGAGGGUGAUUGUCCUGUUCUCAGACUGAAUUGUCUUCUCUUUGGGCUAGUCACAAGGAAUUAAUAAACCUAGAUAGGAAUGUAUUUCCAUCC